Molecule: messenger RNA, 1311 nt
Organism: Helianthus annuus (common sunflower)
Lineage: Eukaryota; Viridiplantae; Streptophyta; Magnoliopsida; Asterales; Asteraceae
Product: chitinase 2
Exons: 2
Coding region: 1-1311 (436 amino acids)
Biological process (GO): carbohydrate metabolic process
Molecular function (GO): hydrolase activity, hydrolyzing O-glycosyl compounds
Source: RefSeq, a predicted model, not a curated record
AUGGGGUUCUCUAAACUUUGUAUCGUUCUUUUUACUCUACAAACUCUUGUAGCUAUGGCAUUAACCCAACCUCUUGAUCAAAAAACCGCUAUAUUUCGAGAAUAUAUUGGAGCAGAAAACAAUACUGUCAAAUUCGAAGACGUACCCAUAAACCCACAGGUGGAAUUCCACUAUAUACUAGCAUUUGCAAUUGACUAUACCACUUCAUCUUCUCCCUCCCCAACCGACGGCAAAUUCAACGCGUUCUGGGAUACGGAUAAUCUCACCCCUUCUAAAGUUUCAUUAGUCAAGAAUCAGCAUUCUAAUGUCAAAGUGGCUUUGAGCUUAGGAGGUGAUAGUGUGGGAAAACAAUACUGUAACUUUAGCCCUUCUUCAGUGGAUUCGUGGGUUUCUAACGCGGUUUCUACGCUCACCAACAUCAUCCAAGAGUAUCAUUUAGAUGGGAUUGAUAUCGACUAUGAGCAUUUUCAUGCAGAUCCAGAAACUUUUGCUGAGUGCAUCGGGAAGCUUAUAACCACACUCAAACACAACGGAGUCAUCUCGUUUGCAUCUAUAGCUCCAUUUGAAGACGAUGAAGUUCAACGCCAUUAUUUGGCUCUUUGGAAAAGUUACGGUCACAUCAUAGACUAUGUCAACUUCCAGUUUUAUGCAUACGAUAAGGGGACCACCGUUUCUCAGUUUAUGAACUAUUUUCAGACACAAAGCUCUAAUUAUAAAGGUGGUAAAAUCUUAGUUAGUAUCACCACUGAAGGAAGUGGUGGACUGUCUCCGGAAAACGGUUUCUUUACGGCAUGUAAUAGGCUAAAAAUGGAAGGGAAGCUCCAUGGGAUCUUUAUUUGGUCUGCAGAUGAUUCUAAGGCUUCGGGUUUUCGCUAUGAGAGGCAAUCACAAGCUCUACUAACAGUCCCUCAUUUGCAAUAUACCACACAGUCUGCGGAGCACAGUACCACUGAAGAAAGUCCAUCCAACGUGAUACCUGAGGUUGAACCAGAUGUGGAACAGGGUGAACCAGACUUGGAAGAGGUUGAACAAGUCUUUGAACAUGUGGAACCAGUUGCAGCACAGAUAACCGGAAGAUACCCUCUCCCUCCUAGAGCCAAUAGAGGGGUCCCUCUAAAACGAUACUCGUCAGAGAGGGAAACCAGAACUUCAAGGUAUCCUGUAGCUAAUACAGUUAACGGGAACUUAUCUAACAGUGCGAAAGCGUUUGUCACCUCUCUAUACUCCGAACAAAUACCUGGCUCUGUAAAGGAAGCGCAAGGUAAGAAGAACUGGAAAGAAGCAAUGGAACAUGGAUGCAAACUCUUAUGA